AUGGCCGAACAGUUAGCUUUACCGACCGAUGUCGGGAGAGGUUUAGUGGAAGUGUUGCUUCCCACAAAGACUACUCCUUCUUAUGAGCAGCGCGUGAUCGGUAAAGAAAGUGAGAUUGAGGGGAUUGAGGAGUUUCGGGGGAUUCCGUAUGGCAUUGUUCCUUCGAGAUGGCAGCAUGCUUCGUUGCGGGAUCGCUUGCCUACGGAUAUCUUUCAUGCCACGAAGAAUGGGCCUCGCUGCCCACAGCCCCAAGAGCCUAACAACAGUGAUUUCUUCCAGUCCCAUCUUGACUUCCCCAGCGAUGUCACGGAAUCCGAGUUCGAAUGUCUGAAUCUCUUCAUUACAAGACCUAGUGCAUCUGCCCUGACUGGUGCGGCUAUCAAUCCUAAAACAGCUAAGCUUCCAGUCUACGUAUACAUUCAUGGCGGAGCAUACAGUUUCGGCGCCGGAACAGAUCCCAUGUGGGAUCCUGCCAGGCUAGUUAAAAGAUCCAUCGAUCUACAGUCACCCAUUAUAGUCGCAACAAUCAACUACAGACUAAAUAUCUUCGGCUUCGGGGCGUCCUCCGAGAUCAUCCAAGGCCAGAACCCAGAGGGACAGUUAAGAGGUUGCAACUUCGGUCUCACGGACCAACGUAUCGCUAUCCGAUGGGUCCACGAGAACAUAGCGGCCUUUGGUGGAAACGCGAACCAAGUGACAGUGGGCGGCCAGUCUGCAGGCGGGAGCUCUUCGCAUGCGCAUAUUUCACAGGCAGUUUUUGGGAAACAGGAACCUCUUGUUCAUCGCGCGAUUAUUCAAUCUGGUGCUGUGGGCGUUUUGGGCCCCAUCUCGAUGGACGUGGCUGACGAGCGGUGGAAUACGUUUUGUGCCCAGUUGAAUGCACCGGGGGAAUCCGCGUCUCCUUCUCGUUUGGAGUAUAUGGUGGAUUUGCCAGCUGACAGGAUCUUGGAAGCAUUCCGAGAGCUGAGGUGGAUGGUUAGUCCUCUCGUUGUAGAUGACUUGACCUUGUCAAAUGGAUCUGAUGGGCUUCCGAGAUGGAAUAUACACCUUGAUGGCCCCGAUAAACAUCUGACCCGGAGUCUUCCUGGCGAUGAUUUUGAGCCGAUUGCCGUGCUUAUUGGAGAUACGGACCUCGAGGGCACUAUUCAUGCUGAUCAAGUCUCCAAAAUUAAAAGCUUCACUCAACUCCAAGAAGCUCUAGUCCAAGGAGUCGACUCUCGUGAAUUCAUCGACGAAUUCCUUACAGUCUACGGCCUAAAGUCCGAUACCUCUCUACCCGACCUCCACGAACAAAUCUACCACUUCUUAUCCGACCUCCAAUUUGGUCAUCCGGUGCAACUUGCUCGAGACGAAUUGACCGACUGGGACCAUCAGUCCUCGGAUACAGAGAAAGGAAUAAAUCUCAAAGACAUAAAGCGUCCUACAGUGGUACAGUCAUUCCGUGCAAAUGUCGGAAACCCGUUCCCAGGACCAAACUACCAGAAGGCUCACCACUGCGUCGAUCUGAUCUACAUCUACGAUUCCUUCGCGGAGGCACUACGCGCUGCAGAUGAGGAACUUCCCGCAGAUGCCAUCACGAACGAUACUCUGGUUGAGCGUGUUCAAGGAGAUUGGAUUCGAUUUAUCGCGGCUGCGGUGACGGGGUAUCAGGAUGGUUUCGCGACGGUCUACAAUGCGGAUAGGUCGACGUCCACGGUGGAUAUGGCGUCUGAUCCGGAGUGGUCAGUGAGAAAAGACCGAUUUGACUUCUUGCAUAAGUACCAGGCUUCAGCGCAGCAGGCAAUGAAGGCGUUGUGUGGAAAUGGGCAUUCUUUCUAA
Messenger RNA from Penicillium verhagenii, 1818 nucleotides. RefSeq names its product alpha/beta-hydrolase. Lineage: Eukaryota; Fungi; Ascomycota; Eurotiomycetes; Eurotiales; Aspergillaceae. The coding region runs from base 1 to 1818 and encodes 605 amino acids. The record is from RefSeq and is a predicted model, not a curated record. The transcript has 4 exons.